Molecule: messenger RNA, 806 nt
Organism: Aspergillus ibericus CBS 121593
Lineage: Eukaryota; Fungi; Ascomycota; Eurotiomycetes; Eurotiales; Aspergillaceae
Exons: 3
Coding region: 90-806 (238 amino acids)
Source: RefSeq, a predicted model, not a curated record
CUCCUCCUAACCAUCACAUUUUCUUCAAUCCACGGCAAAAACCACACCCCCUCAAACAAAGUAGACAUAACUAGUCCCCAGAUACAGCUAUGUUCAGACGCGCGAGAGAAACCGAGCCCGAUCGGUUUUCAACGCGACUGAGCAAAACCCUCCACCCUCUCCCUAUGAUCCCCUGGGGAGCGCUCGCAAUGUGCUAUCUGGGCGUCCCCAUUGUUGUUGGGGCCUCAAUGAUCAUAGUCCAAGACACCGACUACCCAACCGCAAUUACGAAGCUCGAAAGCGCAGGCUUCAUCCGAACGGUUCCAAAUCGUGUCCCUCCGCCGGAAAUCAUGGCAGAUCAUCCAAACCCACAGCAAGUGUUGGAGGAAAUCAAUGCGGGCUAUAAAUGUCUGGAUCGGUCGUGCGCGGUAUUUGAUUAUCCAUGUGGUAGGCCGGAAGAAGAGAACAUGCAGGUUUAUUUGUUUCCGGAUUCGUUUGCGCAUGGCUUUCUCCCGUCGAAUGGAAUUGAAGAUGCGGCGCGAUAUGCAAUCUACGACAACAUCCACUACCCAUUGGAACCGACACUAAGACGGAGUUUUUCUGCGUGGGACGAGUCGCUGAGGGCCUGGGUCGCUAUGAUGACGGGGUAUCUUGAGGUGAAUAAUGAUAUCCUGGAUCAGUGUCCGGAUCAACAGGCAGUGGAGUGGUAUAGCCGCAACUUUGGGCGGAUCCGGGAGGCGAAGUUCGGGCCUAUUGAUCGACGCAUUUCGAAGCGUCUUGGCUCGGGGAGAGAGAUGCCGGUGGAUAUGAGGGGGAACCCUAUUUAA